Molecule: messenger RNA, 465 nt
Organism: Emericellopsis cladophorae
Lineage: Eukaryota; Fungi; Ascomycota; Sordariomycetes; Hypocreales; Bionectriaceae
Exons: 2
Coding region: 1-465 (154 amino acids)
Source: RefSeq, a predicted model, not a curated record
AUGAACUCUCUACGCCUGGAGGCGGACGAGGCCGUAGCCAAGGUUGAGGAGCUUCAGGCUCGUGUCAAGACCCUGGAGCAAGAGAACCUCGCCAAAGAGCAGGAGAUCACAUCUCUGCAGCACAAGAACGGAGUUUUGGAAACAGAUGUCGACAAGCUAGAAACUUCGAUCAAGGACUUCAAGAAAUCGGCCGAAGAAGGCCAGCAGCACGGUACUCAGAACGAGACACUCCAACGCCGUCUUCAACUUUUGGAAGAGGAGGCCGAGGAGGCAGACAAGACUCUACGCGAGGCAAACGAGAAGCUCCGGCAAACCGACGUCAAAGCUGGCCACUUCGAGCGCAAGGUCCAAGCUCUCGAGCAAGAACGCGAUCAGUGGGAGCAGAAGUACGAGGAAAUGGCAAAGAAGCACUCGACCCUCCAGAAGGAAUUGGACGAUCUCCAGGCUGAGAUUGGCACCAUCUGA